AUGCUGUACGAGUGGAUCCAGAACCGCCACUUGAUGUGGAAGUCUCCAAACUUGACUGUGCCAAGGAGGGCAUACGGAACUAUCUACGGUCUCCCCCAGGUCCCCGAUGUCGACAAGAUUCCUGAGGCCGGUAAGGGGCUCCUACGCGACAAAUGCAAGCUCAAGGAAGUCCUAGCCAGUGGCUAUACUUGGGGUCCUCCCGCCGAUGCCCUCGAAAGUCACUGCAAGGCGAAAUACAAGUUGGGGACAGUGUUGAAUAAGAGGGCACGAGCGUUCCUUGGGGCCGCAGAGACUUGGUUCUUCGCGCAGCAGGACCGUUCCUUCAUUGGCACACCCCUCGAACAGUGGCCUCUGCCGAACGAUCUACUCCUGCGCUUGGCAAAAAUCGAGCGUAACUAA
Messenger RNA from Aspergillus brunneoviolaceus CBS 621.78, 399 nucleotides. RefSeq lists its product as uncharacterized. The transcript has a single exon. Bases 1 to 399 code for a protein of 132 amino acids. Lineage: Eukaryota; Fungi; Ascomycota; Eurotiomycetes; Eurotiales; Aspergillaceae. The record is from RefSeq and is a predicted model, not a curated record.